Paramacrobiotus metropolitanus is the source of this 926-nucleotide messenger RNA. RefSeq lists its product as uncharacterized. Lineage: Eukaryota; Metazoa; Tardigrada; Eutardigrada; Parachela; Macrobiotidae. The transcript has 2 exons. Bases 69 to 926 code for a protein of 285 amino acids. The record is from RefSeq and is a predicted model, not a curated record.
AAAAUGGUAAAACAGUGGCGAUAAAAUCUGGUAUCCCUAUUCUGAUUUACAUCAUGUAGUCAUUAGAGAUGUCGGGAUCUAUACAUCAGCAUCAGCCCGGUCAAAUUCACAACGCCGUUACGCCAUCCCCAUCCAGGUUUCAGCGCCCCCACGUGCACCACGUGCGUAAUCUCGCACACCAGGCCACUUCGCAAAUUAAACCGGUCGUCAAAUAUCGACCGGGUAUUUUAAUCUUGGCAGCGGUGCAGAUUGUUGGUGGGUUAUUGAUUCUUACCUUGGAAGCAAUAGGUUCUGUUUUAUCAAUGGUCAAUCGCGGAUCACUGAAAGAAAUCGACUACGCCGGCGUGUACGUUGGGCUCUUUUCAAUUCUGACCGGAACAUUUGAUAUCGUGGGAACACGGCACCGCCUUCCCGUCAGUCUCCGGCGUUACCUGUUCAUGAUCAGCAGUGCACUGACGACCUUCCUUGCCCUGCAGGCUUUUGCCAUGAGUUGCGCCUUAGCGGCCACUCUUGUCCUGACAACAACAUCCUGGGACAGUAUAAUGGAGUUUGUUAACAGAGUGAGCAAAACCGUGGAUAUUCCGCUGUCGCUCGCUACGACUACCACCACCAUGACCUCGUCACUGCCGCCUAACAUUCAAGCCGAAAUAGACACCAAUCGGGUAUUGCUAACCGGCGUGCGUGGAUCAUUAUUUGUAUUAUAUUUCUUGGUAUUUGCCUCGGCUGUUGUUGCCUCGUGUUUCGGGUGUUGCAAUUUUUGUAAAUGCUGGAUGCGUCAACAGACACUGCAGUUGCAAAGCGACAGAAUAGCGACGGUAUACCCGCCACAUCUUAGCGUGACCUUGGAGCAUGAGACAGACAGAAAUGAGAAAAAGCAUCGGGACAAAAGAACGGAUAAAGAAACGAGAAAACAUGACGAUAAGUAA